CAACGCCUCUGCGAAUAAACCUCACUCUCCCCCCUCCUCGUCUUCCUCACUCUUGCUCUUUGUUACUGAAGGCACCAUAAUCGCUCUCCUCUCCAUCUCAGAAACUCUCUCAGUGAGGACUUGAACCCUGGACCUUCUACUUGGAUGCUGAGGAAGUUUCAUUAGGUUAGGUCGUUAGUUUAAUAAUCUUUUAUUAAUUGUAUUAUUUAGUAGAUUGCCACCAUAGUGAAUUUAACUACAAAAAUCCGAAUUGACUGUCAGAUAUUGAAGUUUCUUUUCUUCAAUUUUGUAAAAUUAUUCUUUUUCAGAGUUUCAUUGUAUGCCUCUUUAAUUUAAUUCCUCUAUAAUUUCUUUUGUAUAUCUUAUUUAUUUUUAUAAAUUGGUGCCAUGGUGUUUUUCCUCCAUUCAAUUGGCACUAAUUUUCUUGUAGGAUUUUGUUAAGUGACUUUGUUGACCAUUCAAUUCCUAUCUUUACUACGUAUGUAUUUUAUCAGGUACUACAGUUAUAUUAUUACCCAUAUUCAUAAGUGUGCCAUCUACUUCCUUAAUAUUUAUUUCAUGUAUCUCCUAUGUCCUACUUAUAAUUUUUUUCUAUAGGAUAUUCUGUAAUUAGUAAUUGUUGUAAGUAAUUUUUUCAUUUUUCUAAUUGGUUAUUCUCUUUAACCAAAUUCAUUUGACUUACAUCCUUAAUGUAUAUAACUUGAUCCAUAUCUCUAGUCACACACAUACACAUUCCUUUUAUCCUUUUUUUUUUUAUUAUUAUUUUUUAUAUUAGUUUAAAUGUAAAAGGUUCGGUCGAGGUUUAUUGCUGGGUGAAUCUUUAUAAAAGCACAAUUCAGUUUCAGCAGUUAGGACUCAACUACAAAGCAGUGGAAUAUAGAACCAGUGAACCACUUCAUCUAGUCAUAGCCACUAUGACCAUCAAAACCCUCUAAAACUUUCUUGUUUUGGUAAUAAAAGACUUACUUGAGUACCUAUACCACUCUUAUCUUUUAAAUUCUCUUUUGCUUCUCUUUUCUUUUCAAUUUGUCAUCGUGGUCAUUGUUGUAUAAUAUUUUUGUGUAUUUUUUUCCUUUCUGUUCUUUGAAUGUGAUAUAUUAUUUGGAGCUUUAAUUAUAUAUGUGUUCGUGUGCGCGCGCGCGCGCGUGUGAGUAUACGCAUGUGUACUAUGUGAACACAAGUCCAUGAGUUUGAUGGGUGUUUCAAUUAUGUUACCAAAGAAUCAUUGGUUCACAUAGGUAAGGUUUACACUCAAUGAACAAAUUUUUUUAGAAAAAUUUUAAAAUUUUAGUAUUAGAUAGUUUAUUUCAUUACUUUGUAAUUGUUGAUAUUAAUUAUGUACGCACACUGUUGUUGUUGUUGUUUAUGAUUAUGAAUGGUUAUUUUGUCACCAAUGGCCAAAUUCUGCCAGCACAAGGGAACUUAAUUUCUUCAACCCUUGAAAAUCAGAAUGGCCUCUUGCAAAAGAUUUGACUGAAAAAAAUUCACUUAUCAAAAAAAAAAGAAAAAAAAAAAAGAAUGGUUGUUUUGCACAAAAGGUUUAGAUGUGAGGUGAGUGUAGGACAAUUCUUAAACCUGGAUACAAUGAAAUUUCAUAAACUGAACAUCAGCAGUUGUUGGCUUGAGUGGUAUUUUCUGCCAUUUCCAAAAGGGGAGGUGCAAUGUCUUAUCAAGUAGAAAUUGAGAAGCCUCACAAGGGUUCAAUAUUAUGUUUGGAAUUUAUGGGGAGUUUGAUGUUGGUCAACUAAGAAACUUGAAUGGUUGAAAUGCAUAUAUUGGGAUUAGUGAUUAGAAAAAAAGAAGAAGAAAUUUUAGGAUUAGAAAUGAAUAUGUUUGUAAGAAAAUGGGGUUAGCACCAAGUGCAAGAUUAGAGAACAUAUAUCAAAAUGGUGUAUCCAUGUGCAUUGAAACUAAUGACUAUCAGUGAGUGACACACUACAAUUGAAGCUGUUGCAUGGAUUAGGGGAAGAACAAAAAGGAUUUUCGGUUAUGCACAUAUAAAAUACAUGUUUUCAUGUGAUUUAUUUUCAAGGCUAUAAUAUGGAGUGAAAUGGCAAAACACGAUUCAUGUAGUUUAACUUAAAGUAGUUGGACAGAGGUUUUAUUGAGUUGAAAUAUCUCCUCCUCCUCCUCCUCUCUCUCUUUUUUAUUUUUUUUAAAUAAUCCCUUUCAAGUGCUGUAGAAUGUUUUUCUAAUGUACAGACAAGGAGAAAUGAUUAAGCAGUUUGUUGGAACAACGAUCAAAAUGAUGUAGCCAUGUGUGUUGACACUGAUAACUAUCAGUGAGGAGUGACGUGAUCCAAUUAAAGCUGUUGCAUGGAACAGGGGAAUUAUAAAAAGGAAUCCGGGUGAUACAAAGAUAAAACAUGUUGGCAUUUGAUUUAUUUGCAAGGCUCGAUAUGGAGUGGAAUGAUAAAACAGGAUUAAUGCAGUUGACUUCAAGUAGUUGGACAAAGGUUUUAUCUAGUUGAAAUAAGGAGAUUUGUCUGUUACCUUUUUAAAUCCCUUCCAAAGUGAUGUAGAAUGUUUUUUUAAUGUAUAGAUAAGGAAAAAUGAUCAAGCAAUUUGCUGGAACUCAGAUAACAGAAGGAUAGUAGAUAGUAUUGAAACCUGACAGCUAAGUUUUAAAGAUCGGAAGUGAUAUGUAUGUUUUCACUCAUUGUGCAUAUGGUUCAAUAAGAUCAGGAGAUUCCAACUGCAAUUGCACAGGGAACUCAUUACAGUUUGUGUUCUGAUUGUUAUUUAUGUUGAUUUUAUAGUAACCAUCCUGUUUGUGUUGAAUGUCCGGAUAUCGGCAUAAAGUUUAUUUUCAGUUCAGUUGCUCAAGCACCAGAGUGCGCUGGCUCUUAUUACUAGAAGCCAGGUAGGAGGGGUUACAGUUUGUAUUUUUUCACUCUUGUUGCAGUUUCUGGCAGACAGAGCUUUUCUUUAUCAAUAUAGUCAAUCAAAGCCCUGAAAAUUGGAAAACCAGGACAGAUUGAUUGACAGAUCUAUGGAUUUUGAAGCUUUUGAAAGAGUGGUUUCUGGCUCCAGCAAGCCUUCUGCUUCAGCCCUUCCAUGGAUUUGGGUCAUUGAAACCCUAGCAAGCUUCAAGCAAGUAGAUGCAUCAGUUUUAAUUGAUUUGAUUAGAAGUACUCCUGAGAUCUGUAAUGAUCUAGGGAAAAAUGCAAGGGAAAUGGUCUCUUUGAGAAUUUUGGAGAGUUUCGUUGCUCAAAGAAAUACAGUGACAAGUGAUGUUUCUUCUUCCUUCGACUCCACAAUUGGGUUUGAUCCAUCAGACAACUGUGAAGAUGUCCUUCGGCACAUACUUUGCGAGAUAUCUGCAUCAAAUUCGAAAAUAAUUGGGCCAGAGCUGUUGAAAUGGGAUAUCGAGCCCUUUAUUAUGCAUAAAAGAGUUUGCUUACCGAAAUGUGCUUUACAACAGCUGAAGGAUGCAAUUAUGGAGGGGAGCAAUCCAAUUUUUGCAUUCUUGAAGGAAAGAUAUGGUUUGGCAGUUAGAAAUCAAUCUGAAAAUAGAGUGCCUGUGGAUGAUGCCGAACUAAAUGCUGUUGCAAGGAGACUUGAGGGGAGCGGCACCAAUGGCCAAAUUCUGCCAGCACAAGGGAACUUAAUUUCUUCAACCCUUGAAAAUCAGAAUGGCCUCUUGCAAGAAGAUUUGACUGAAAAAAAUUCGCUACCCUCUAAGAGGGAAAAUUUUGAAGCCCAAUUCCAUGAAGAACAAAUCAGUGUGGAAAAUGGUCACUUGCAUGUUGCCAAGAAGCUUAAACAUGAUGUCUUUUGUACCAGUACAGCCAUUGUUCAUAACUCAGUUCUUCACGAAAAAAGGGAUUUAGAAGGUUCGCCUGGGAUAGUUGGACAACAGACUGGAAGACAAGGGAGGGACUUGGCAAAAGGAUCUCAAGUGGGAAGCUUGGAAAGAAGCUGUUUCUCAGAGGAUGGCCAUGAUGAGCAUACUGCAUUAAAGAGACUUUCACGGAGCAAAGAUGCCGAUGUAACCCACAGUGAUAAUUUCCUGAACAAUCAUGUACAAACUUCUCAUAGUGAUAAUGAAAUGACUCGAGAUAUAUCUGUAGAUGACAAGGAUGACAAUGAGCAUUGUGCUCAAACUAGAACAUUGAACAGUUCACCCCAUCAUAAACUUUCCAUUGAUGAAGCCAGAGGGAACCGUCUGCGUGGUUCUCAACCGAGUACAUCAAAUGGUGCACCUCCAGAUGGAUCCCACUGGAAAUUUUUUGCUGAUGAAACGAAAGAUGACAUGGAGCAUAAUCGUGAAUACGAAAUGUCUUGUGAUAGUGAUGAGUCUCAUGAUGAGAAGAUUGAUAUUUCCAAGAAGAAGCAUAUUUUCUUGAGCUCCCAAUGCUCAUUCAGUCAAGAUUCGUUGGCUGCAGCUGACUGCACGGAACUGAAUUUUUGCAUGAAGUGUAACAAAAGUGGUCAGUUGUUGGCUUGUAGUGCAAGUACCUGCCCAUUAGUGGUUCAUGAGAGCUGUUUGGGCUCCACAGCCAGUUUUGAUGAUGGGGGGAACUUUUACUGCCCCUUCUGUGCAUAUUCUCGUGCAAUUACGGAGUACCUUAAAGUGAAGGAAAAUGUGUCUUUGUCAAGGAAAGAUCUGGCUGCUUUUACUGGCUCGAGGAAUGAACAUGGACUGAAGGAGCUUUCUAUAAGAUCAAGGUCGGAGCAAAGCCAACAAAGACAAGAUGAAGAUGUGAAUGGAAACAAUGAACCAAACUACAAUGGGAAUAAUGCAAAUAAAGUCUAUAAUUCCCAAUGUAGGAAAAAUAUAGGAGAUAAGCCUCAUGCAGAACGUUCAACAUCAUGUUCUAAUGACAACCUACCUUGUGGACAAGGAGGAGCAACCAUUAUCAGUGGAACACCGCCUCUCAUAGCAAAAGAUAACAGGGAGGGAGAAAAGAUGGGGCAGGAGUGCCGACCUGUGAGAGUGCUAGAAGGAGAACAUAUAAUACUACAAUCUGAUCAUAAGCAUGAUGGUGAUAAUUCAUCCCGCAGACACACAGAGACAGUCCAUGUGAGUGUGACACAUACUGAAGUUGGCCUGCAGCAGGAUGCUUUACAACAACAUGUUUCUGGCUCACCUCCCGAAGCUGCUUGUCCAACCAAUGUUAAUGCAGAGGAAAGUUUUGAAGCUGAUGAUGAUAAGUCCAUUGGUUCUAAGCAGUACACUUACCAAGCAAUCCCUCAAUUGAGACGAAAGAAAGUUCCAUGGACACCAAUAGAGGAAGAGAUACUAAAGGAGGGAUUCCGGAGAUAUUCAAGUAAUAGCAAAAAUAUUCCCUGGAAAAAGAUUUUGGACUUUGGAGUUCAUGUGUUUCAGAAAGGUCGCACGGCGAUGGACCUAAAGGAUAAAUGGAGAAACAUUUGUAGAAGCCCAAAAUCAAAAUGAUUUUUUUCUUUUCUUUUUUUUCUUUUUCUUUUUCUUUUUUCUUCUUUCUUUUGUUAACCAAGGUUGUAAAGGGGAGCUUGUAGCUGAGUAUGUCCUUAGUGAAAGGACUAAAUUAUUAUGAUGUUUUGGGCUGUGUUGUGAAAUCAUUUUAGCAAGAGAGAAAGAAAGUGGAAGGGGUAGAUGACAUGUUUGGUAGUUCAGAAACUUUCGAUGAAGACAUUUGUGAGUCGGGGGGAGAGAACACGUGUAGUUGAAGCUUGGAUGAAAGAACUUCAAAUGCCAUAUCCGGAGGUCUGGAUGAUUGGUUGGGCUGAUUGGCAUGACACCGGGCAAAAUUCAAAGCUUGGAUUCAAUUGUGGAAUACAACCUCUGUGCUCAUUUGAUGCAUCGUCUGACUACUCCAACUUUCAAGUUUGCACGCUUCUAUUGCUAACCGAUGGUUGGAGGGAGAGCGGAGCCUUCCAGAUACCAUAUUCGAUUAAUGUUCUUGUAUUUCAUGUUCUGUUUUGGGUAUUUUCGUCAUCCUGGGUGGUUGGUAAACCAUCAGAAUCCCAUUUUAUUAAUGUCCUGGUGGUUGCUCUUGUACAGUCAAAUUUGUUUCAAGAGCUUUUGGCUUUUUUUUUAAUGCUUUUGUUUGGCUGUCUUGGGGUUUUUUUUUU
Cornus florida is the source of this 6060-nucleotide messenger RNA. RefSeq lists its product as uncharacterized. The coding region runs from base 2993 to 5401 and encodes 802 amino acids. NCBI's taxonomy places the organism in Eukaryota, Viridiplantae, Streptophyta, Magnoliopsida, Cornales, Cornaceae. The record is from RefSeq and is a predicted model, not a curated record. The transcript has 7 exons.